This is a messenger RNA of Linum tenue, 1478 nucleotides long. The record is from the annotation of a GenBank genome assembly. Lineage: Eukaryota; Viridiplantae; Streptophyta; Magnoliopsida; Malpighiales; Linaceae.
AGAUUUCAACCCGCAAACUUCACUGAAGCAACGCCAUGGAUCCCUACCCUUCUUCUUCCUCUCAAAUCGCGCAGAAGACGUGGGAACUCGAGAACAACAUCGUCUCCGUCGACACUCCGGCGACGUCGUCCAGCUCCGACGCAGCAGCUUCCGAUGCCAUCUUCUACUACGACGAUGCGGCUCAGGCCAAGUUCCAGCAGGAGAAGCCCUGGGCUAACGAUCCUCACUACUUCCGGCGCGUGAAGAUCUCCGCUCUCGCCCUCCUCAAGAUGGUCGUCCACGCUCGAUCCGGUGGCACUAUCGAGGUCAUGGGGCUUAUGCAAGGGAAGACUGACGGCGACGCCAUUAUCGUUAUGGACGCCUUUGCUUUGCCUGUUGAAGGGACUGAGACUAGGGUUAAUGCCCAGGCUGAUGCCUACGAGUAUAUGGUUGAUUAUUCCCAGACCAACAAGCAGGCGGGACGGCUAGAGAAUGUUGUGGGGUGGUAUCAUUCACAUCCUGGUUAUGGAUGCUGGCUCUCUGGUAUCGAUGUGUCAACCCAGAUGCUAAACCAGCAGUUUCAGGAGCCCUUUCUGGCCGUUGUCAUUGAUCCAACUAGGACGGUAUCGGCUGGGAAGGUUGAAAUCGGAGCCUUCAGGACAUAUCCCGAGGGAUAUAAGCCUCCAGAUGAUCCAGUUUCCGAAUACCAGACCAUUCCUCUGAACAAAAUUGAGGACUUUGGUGUCCAUUGCAAGCAGUAUUAUUCUCUAGAUAUCACUUACUUCAAGUCAUCCCUCGAUUCCCACCUCUUGGAUCUUCUGUGGAAUAAAUACUGGGUGAACACACUUUCUUCUUCACCUCUCUUGGGCAAUGGGGACUACGUGGCUGGGCAGAUUUCCGAUUUAGCUGAAAAGCUGGAGCAAGCAGAGAAUCAGCUGGCUCACUCUCGAUUUGGACCCUUGAUCGCACCUCCCCAAAGGAAGAAAGAAGAAGAAUCACAGCUUGCUAAAAUCACCAGAGACAGUGCUAAGAUUACUGUGGAACAGGUCCAUGGUCUAAUGUCACAGGUUAUCAAGGACAUCCUUUUCAAUUCGGUGCGACAGUCGAGUAGGUCUCGUGCAGAGACAUCGGAGCCGGAGCCAAUGGUGGAGACCUGAGUGACUUUGGUGCAACAUCUUUUGUUGCUUAUCUUUCAUGUUAGGUGAGAAGAAUAGCAAACAGAAGUAGCUGAGUUUUCCUAACUUUACCAGGCUUAUGUAAAUUCUUUUUGUCAGCUCCAUUUCUUUCAUCAAUUGCUUCGGUUGUGAACUGGCUUGAUCAUUGGAAAUGCUUGUUAAUGGUGAAUCAUGGGAGCCUGUCAUGCCCCCUAUUUCUUGUCUAAUUAGUGUGAUGCCAUCUACUGGUUCUGCAAGUAAGCAUUUGGAGGCCAUUAGAUCUACAAAAGAGUAGACUCCUUUACAAAUGUUUGUAGGACAUUAGAUCAAUGAAGGCAGGACAUU